AUGGUGAAGGGUCGAUUCACUGUCAAUCCGUUCAAGGAGCUGGUUCUCUCGUCUUCCGACGUGAACAAUCUGCACGAGAUUUCGAGCAUCAUCCUGGACUCGAACUUGUCCCGGUACGAAGACUUUAUCAAUGCUGACAAAAGUCGAGUCGACCCGAGCCACUGGAAGCUCGUGAAAAGUCGAGACAACACGCGAGUGUAUCAGGAGAAAGCGCCGAGCUCUGGGCGCAAGGCCAUGCCACUUCCGAAACUCGCUGGUGCUUCGUCCGAGUUGCCAUCGCUGCUCUGCGUCGGGACGACAAUGGGCGAAAUGGAAGACAUGAUGUUCGGGGUGGUGAACCCGACGCUGGAGGUCAUGCGCAUCAAGGCUUCGUACGUCGAGGAUCUGAGUGGCGCAGCCGUACUUGCUAACAUCGUGGAGCCAAGUGUCGAGAAGCCCUUCAACUCGCUCGUUGUCAAGUGGAUGGAGAUGGACAUCCCUCUCCAGUCGACGGGUCUAGUGCGGAACCGCGACUACAUUUACGUCGAGGCGACCAACUUCGUGCACCUCGCAAGUGGCGAGAAGGUUGGGUACCACAUCAUGCACUCGGUGGACUUCCCCGAGACUUGCGAUUUGCCAGGUCGAGUCCGUGCGAACUUGUCGAUCUGCGGGUUUUUCCGCCAAGUUCGGCCGAACGUCAGCGAGAUCUUCGUCACGGGUCUCAUGGAUCCAGGCGGUGACAUGAUCCGCAUGCUCGUGGUCCCGACCAUGGCGACUACGUUUCUAUCGACACUUAAGUAUGCUCACUGCGGUCAGAUGAAGAAAUUGCAGUACAUUCUGGAGAAACGCUAUGCUGAGGCGAAGGAACUGGGGACACCGAACCGAGAGCUCGUGUGCGUGACUUGCAAUGCGCACAUCACGAAUCGGAGACUUGGCGACUUUGGCAAGUCCGACGCGACGUGCAAACUCUGCUUUGGGUACGUGUGUCACAGCUGCAAGAUCCAGCGGAAGCUGAGCUUUGUGACUCCGGACUUGCUGCUGGCUCAGAGGAAAGUCACGUUUUGCGCCGUGUGUCUGAACGAUGCUAUUCGAGCACCUGCAGCCGACGCCGCCAGGGCUCAGAUCGUCACUUCGACUGGCGGGUUGUCUGGGAAACAACUGUAUAAUCACGGCUCCGAGGCGAGCACCGUUUCUGACUACGCGAGUAGUUGCGGGUAG
Molecule: messenger RNA, 1197 nt
Organism: Peronospora matthiolae
Lineage: Eukaryota; Oomycota; Peronosporomycetes; Peronosporales; Peronosporaceae
Source: the annotation of a GenBank genome assembly